This is a messenger RNA of Cicer arietinum (chickpea), 1244 nucleotides long. RefSeq names its product basic leucine zipper 4. Gene Ontology annotation, molecular function: DNA-binding transcription factor activity; transcription cis-regulatory region binding. The record is from RefSeq and is a predicted model, not a curated record. Lineage: Eukaryota; Viridiplantae; Streptophyta; Magnoliopsida; Fabales; Fabaceae. Gene Ontology annotation, cellular component: nucleus. Gene Ontology annotation, biological process: positive regulation of DNA-templated transcription.
CCAUACGUACACAUGAAACCCACUUUUACUUUAUAUUUUUUAUCUUUUGGAAAAAUGCACCCUUAGCUUUUCCAAUAUCUUUUGCUAGACGCAUGGUAGACCACAUGUAUUUACCUUUUUGCCCCCUUAAUUGAAUUCUUUAAAUACCCAUCUUGUACACUUCAGUUCUUCCCUUUUCCCCUCCUUUCCUCCCUCCAUUUCAUUGUUUGGAAAUAAUUAAGCAAUUUCUUUGUUUAUUUUUCUAUUUUCUUGUAGCAAUGUCCUUCCAUGAAGAGAAAAUACCGGUUCGGUUUGGGUGUCUUCCGGUUCACGAAACCAUGUUCACACAAGGCGAAUUAGAGGAGUUAUUUUCCCUCAUUAACCAACCGGUUGACCCAACCAGUCCAGGGUCCGGUUCACAAGGUUCAAACCAAGCGGUUUACUCAAUACCCGAGAGAAAGCUAAGGAGAAUGCAAUCGAACCGGGAGUCGGCUAGGCGGUCUCGUUGGAGAAAGAAGCGCCACGUAGAGAACCUCACGAGCGAUUUGAACCGGUUGAGAUUGGAAAACCGGGAACUAAAAAACCGGCUUGGUUUGACCAUGAACUAUAAUCUCCUUUUAUCCACGGAGAAUCAAUGUCUAAAAUCAGAAUCAAUGUCCCUUAUAGUAACACUUUUGGAUCUAUAUCGGACUUUAGAGACUAUGAUUUCACAAUAGAAGCAAAUUGCAUUGAGCUUUUGCUACUCUAAUUAAAUAGUUACAACUAUAAAAAAGAGACACUAUGUACACACAUGAAUAUAUCACGUGCAUAUUGAGUACGUUGGUUUUAGUUUAACUAUAAUUACUAGCUAUAGUUUUUCUAAACAAAAUUACUAGCUAGUAAUUUGUGCAUAAUUGGGUGCACGAGGGUUGAGAAAGUAAAUUAUAGCUAGAAGCUAAAGCUACAUUUUUUUUUUCUUUUUUUAUUAGGAGAAGAGAAAAUAUUAUUUACAUGCAUGUGGUGAUUUCGGGGAACCCCACGUUGUUGGAAGGCAAGGACAAAGAGAGAUUUGUGGGUGUGUCUACUUUUUUUUUAUGUUGUUUGUCACUUUUGUCUUUUGGUAGCUUUUGUAAAUUUUAGUGGAGUGAUGAAAGUAAAGAAAGUGCUUAGUCUCGGUUGGAAUCUUGAUGGAAUAUAUUGUUUGUGUCAAUGUAAGUCAUCAUCAUAAUUGAUUAUUGUAAAUACGCUAAGUAUCGGCCAAGUGAAGAAUGCCAUGUUGUUUCUUA